AUGCAUUCAAGUUUAUUAUCUGCCCUCUCUGCUCCAACAUUUCUGUGUGAUGCCAAGGCUGAAGAAAGGUGGGUGUGGGCCUGGGAGUUGAUUGGCUCCCCAUGGAUGCAACUGUUCCCACCACGUGGAAGGGAAAGCAAGACUGUCUCCUGGUUGUGCUCCUCCCAUAGUCUCUGUGCUCUACUAAAUAUAUUACUAUGUUACUCUGGCUGCUAUAAUUUGUUAAUUUGAAUAAAUAAGGUUGUUUGGAAGAGAGAGCGAGAGAGCGCUACCUUGUCAUCCAAAAUGGCACCUCAAUUUUUCCUGGGUGGGGGCUUGAACCAGAAUUGAAUAGAAAGGAAGUAAAAUAAGCCCUUGACGGACAGUACACUGUCCUGGGUGCUGACCCAAGAGCUGCAUAAGAUUAAUCUAGAAGCCAGUGAGGAAACUGCGUAGGACUGGUAGUUUAUAGUAUGUCUGAAAGAAAACCAUAUGCCUAUUUCUACUUCAGUGAAUAAAGGUCACAAGAAAAACAUCUGGGAUAUGAUUAGCUAUCACACAACCUUUUAAAUAAUGCUAUGGACAAAUUAAGGGCAUUGUGAAAUUACUUUUUAAUAGGCUAUGUCUCAGUCUGCGCCAAAUCUUGAUUUCCUGGAAUCAUUUUUUUAAUCAUCUGUUUAUCAUUCUUGCUGUGGAAUCAAGCCAAGUGAAGCAGCACAACUAGAUACUUUGAAGUCUAGUAAUGCUACCACAGUUUCCACUGUGUGUGCCUGAACUACUGACAGGACUGAACUACUUAACAAAGUAGCACUUAGCUCGGCUUUCCCAGUGUGACUUUCCAGGAUUUCAGGUAUACAAUUCCUGCGGUGGCUGGCCCAUUAGGGCAAAUAGGAUAUUGUUCUACUAACCUCAGUCUUGAUUCCUCCAAGACCACCAGUCUGCAUUCUUACUUAAAACCAGCCCUGGCUGCCUGCUUACUCCUCUGUAGUCCUUGUACAACUGAGCAGGGAGGUGGAUGGGGACAAAGUAAUUAGUUGGCUAGUCCAGUAACGGCUAGACCAGGCACGUCCAACAGGUAGAUCGUGAUCUACUGGUAGAUCACUGGACGUCUGUGGUAGAUCACUGGUAGAUCACUGCCUCCCCCCAAAGAACCUCAACAACUUUGGCUCCCCUAAAAAAAGCUCAUUUUUUUUGCCUUGCAUCCCCCAAAAACGGGGCUUUCCUUCUCCCUAAAAAAAGCUCAAUAACAACUUUGAUCUGAAUGCCUAAAAAAUGGGCCUUCCUCCUCCCCAAAAAGCUCAACAACUUUGACCUGAAUCCCCCAAAAGGGGGUAGAUUACUGCCAGUGUUUAACUCUGUAAGUAGAUUGCAGUCUCUUGGGAGUUGGCCAUCCCUGGUCUAGACUAUGUAGAACAGAGACAGACAACAAGAUGUUGCUGAACUACAACCUGCACCAUCCCUCACCACCAGCCAUGCUGAUGGGAGUCAUAGUCCAACAAUAUCUGGAGGGUGCAACAGCUGCUACCCUUGCUCUAGAGGGCUUAUCCUUCUUUAGGUGGAGAUGCCUAGAUGGCAGAUUAGCUGGGAAUUAACCUGUAAACUUGCAAUUCAACUGGUUUCAGUACCUUGAUCUGUGAAACUCACCUAGGCUGGAUCUACACUGACCUGUUUAACAUUACUUUCCCCUGUUAGAAAGAUAUAGAUAUGUUGCUCUAAAAUGCCACAGGGCAUACCUGUUAAUUACCUUGGCUUUUUUGGGGGGGGGGUUUAAAUGUAAGUAAUACCCGGCCACACCAUUUUCCAAAACGCUGUUUCUUUCCCUGCUAGGAUGGAAGAAGCAAAAAAACGGGAGGAGAAGCUGAACACUGUCCCUUGAAUACCAUUGGAGGAGGGAUCAGAGUUUGAAUGCAGUAAAAAAAAAAGGCAAAACACUACACAGGGACAUAUGAGCAGUGUUUCACCUAUAUGGCUGCAUAAAAUGAUUAAAAAUUAAGUGAUAAAAAGACAAGGUAAUAAUGCAUUAUGAAUGUAAAAAGUAGGAUGUCAUGUGUCCAUCUGCACCAGGGGUAGUCAACCUGGUCCCUACCGCCCACUAGUGGGCAUUUUAGGAUUCUGGGUGGGCGGUAGGGGGGGCACAUGUUAUUGCAGCACUGGUGGGCGGUAAGGAAAUUUUACCAUCAAGAAAGUUGCAUUAGUGGGUGGUAGGUAUAAAAAGGUUGACUACCCCGAUCUACACUAUCAAAACCAUUCCUUAAUGUUAAAAACCAUGAGUGUAGAUCUGCCCCUGCUUUUAGCUGCUUGUGGAUUCCCCUCUGGAAAAAAAUAUUUAUCAUAGCAUCAUACUGCAUGAUUCCCAGUGAUGAGGCCAAGCACAAAGGAUCUUGGGUGGUAUUUCAGUCUGAAAGAAAAAAAACCCCUCAUAGCAUUCACUAAACUCUACAUUGUAUAUUCUAUACAAACCGACUAUCCCAAACCAGACAGUUACAUAGCAGUUAAAUAAACCGGGAUGCCUGUGGCAACGAAACACAGUUGUCUCAAGUGUUCAGCAAAUAUUAUUAUUCUCCACAUUCUUCUUAAAGCAAAUGUAGUGUUUUCCUGGAACCCUGCAUGCCUCAUGCUGAAAACUUUGUUAAUCCUGUACCAUGCUAGGGAAAAGUUCAAGCUCUUGCUGAAAACUUCAUUUUGUUAACUUAGAAACCACCAGUGUGGCAACAACUGCAUUCCAUUACUCAAUCUGGAUGAGAAAGGCAUUUAGCACAUUCUAUGGUGCUGAUUCCUGCCAUUGUAAACUGGAUCCUGAAGCAUAUUAUAUCAGUUUAACCAGAUUUCGAGUUAGUAUCCAGUUUCAGAAAAGCAUGGGGCAAUAAAGGGUACAAGACUUUUAGCUCAGGCUCCCAUAUUAUAACCUCUCAUUUUGUUUAUUUAUUACUUCACAGGGUAAAUGUGUUCAAGCCUCCAAAAAAGGGUCAAAGGACAAGCUGUACAGCUGUUCCCGUUAUGCAUAUUUACUUAGGAAUAACACCCACUGAUUCCCAUAAAGUGUGUAUAGAUUGUAAAAUGCUAGUGUCACAUUUUAGCAUGGUGCUUUGCCUGUUCGCUUUAUUUUUUUGGUGAGAACUACUUGUCCGCAUGUAGCCGGGAGUACUGGAGAAGUACAUGCAGGGCUGUCCUUAGGAUAAAUACAAACAUAGCUUUUCAAUUCAACUUGGUGUCCCCUCAGACCCACAACCCUGGCAACUGCCUAGUUCACCCACCCCUAAGGCCAACCCUGGUUAGAUGACACAAAUAAAAACUGUAACAGUACAGUCUGGUUGUGAUCGUUUUGCCUGCUUCAGCCAAGAAAAUGGGGCUUGCUAAGGGCCCAAUUUGUUUACAUGUAUUAUUAUUAAUAACCAUAAUUAGUUGCUUUUUUGCAUGGCAGCUCAAAGCGACUUAUAAUAUUUUAAGCAAAAACCAAACACAUACAUACAUGGAAACCAGCAUUUAAAAAAAAGAAUCUGAAAGACAAUUCUAUUUUUUAAAAAGGUAGAUCGAAACAGCCCAACCCCACAAAAGGCUGUAAUUAAAAGCCAAAGCCUGAUGGAAUGAAUGAACGAUCUUCCCUAGAAGAUAAUGUAAUUAUGGUACCAAGCAGUGCUUUUUUUAAAAGAAAAAGAAAACAAAAAAUGUCGGUACUCACCAUGAAGUUUUUACAGUAAGUGCCACACUUUUAAUAUUGGGGGGUGGGGUGCUGGUACUGUGUACCCUUGAGUACUCCCAUAAAAAAAAACACGGGCACCAAAGGAGACUCAUUCUAUAAACAGGGAGCCACCACUGAAAAGGCCCCUUCUCUUGUUGCUAUCCUCUAGACCUCCUGCUCAAAGAAGGGUCCUCAGAUGAUGUUUGCAGUUUCCAGAUGGGUUCACAUGGGGAGAGGCAGUCCUUGGAGAAUUGGGGUCCUGAGCCACAAAAGACUUUAUAGGUCAAACCCAGCACUUUGAAUGGUGCCAGUUUUAUUAGAAGUGCCAUCCAGUUAAAGGAGUUUUCAGAAUGGGUUUGUAGUUAUGCUCUCCCCAGGGAGGUUUGGCUGGUGCCUUUAUUAUACCCCUUUAGGCGGCAGGUGAAAAGGUUUUUCUUCCACCUGGGCCUUGGGCUGAUGGACAUGUGAAAUAUAGAAUCCUAGACUUGGAAGGGACCCUGUGGAUUAUCUAGUCCAACCUUCUGCAAUGCAGGAAUAUGCAGCUGCCCCAUAUGGCGGAUCAAACCUGCAUCCUUGGGGUUAUCAGCACCAAGGUUAUUGGUUUCUUUUGGUUCUUAAUUUUAUUAUGCACUUUGUGGUUUGUUGGUUUAUUUUCCUUCUUAUUCUUAUUGUGUUUUUCAUACUGUCAUGUUGAUGUUGUGAGCUGCCCUGAGAGGUACAGACGAAAGGCGGUCCACAAAUUUAAUACAUAAUAGUAAUUUUUUGUGAUGUAUGGAAUUAAUAGUGAUGUAUGGAAGUGAGAGCUGGACCAUAAAGAAGGGUGAUCACCGAAGAAUUGAUGCUUUUGAAUUAUGGUGUUGGAGGAGACUCUUGAGAGUCCCAUGGACUGCAAGAAGAUCAAACCUAUCCAUUCUGAAGGAAAUCAGCCCUGAGGGCUCACUGGAAGGACAGAUCCUGAAGCUGAGGCUCCAAUACUUUGGCCACCUCAUGAGAAGAGAAGACUCCCUGGAAAAGACCCUGAUGCUGGGAAAGAUGGAGGGCACAAGGAGAAAGGGACGACAGAGGACGAGAUGGUUGGACAGUGUUCUCGAAGCUACAAACAUGAGUCUGACCAAACUGUGGGAGGCAGUGGAAGACAGGAGUGCCUGGCGUGCUCUGGUCCAUGGGGUCACGAAGAGUCGGACACGACUAAACGACUAAACAACAACAACAAGUAAUUUUUAUUCUUAUCCUCAGCCACUCCCUAGGGCUGAUUUCUGAGGAGCCGGGCAGGUGAGGAUCAAGCUCGCGAGUCUCGGCUUGUUCCCUGAGCCAGGAUCCGGGAUACGAGUCCAUUCUUCCGCGACUGGGUGAUUCAGAGCAGCCCCGGCGCUCUUGGCAGCGACCACCCACCGCCUCCUCCGUCCCGCCCAAGUGUCCAGGGCCGCCAAGAGGCGGGCUUCGCCUUAACGGGCAGGGGCGGAGCUCCCCUCGGCCCUCGGUGCCUGAGGCGAGUCGUGGCGAAGCUGCCGGCCGGGAGAGUCCAGGUGAGGAGAAGGCGCUGGGCGCAGGGCGCGCGGGUCUGGGUCGGUUGCUGAGGGGUUGAGAGUCCGCGAGGGGGGCAGCUCGUCGCCGCCGCCGCCGCCUUGCCUCUGUAUGAGGAUUAGGCGCAGCCGUCUUGCGUGGCUCUUUCUCGAGCACAAGGGGAGCGCGCCGUGUGGGGAAAGAGUUUAGGCAAGUUCCUGGCACCGGGUGAGUCACGCUUUGGACCCGGCAGCGCGGCCUCUUCUUGCCCGCGAGGACAGGCUGGCCUGGGGCGGGAGGGAGCAGCAGGUUCUUCCAAGAGCCGCGGGGAAGAGACCGAGCGGGUUCCUCUCGCCUCCGCCGCGUGCUUCGCCGUUGCCUUUCCUGGCGCCUUUGAGGGGGGCAGAUCAGCAGGUGGAGAAAGGGAAAGGGAGCUUCCGCUGCAGUCGUUUCUGAGGAGCCCUGACAGACAGACAGACAGACAGACAGACGCCAACUGGGCAUCCCUCUAUAGAGGUGUCUUGUUUAGGCAGGUUGCUGUCAGUCUUGAAUGUGUACAGAGCUGUUUCCCUUUUUUCAGCAGCCUGCCUUGACGGACACUUUUCCGAAAUGGGCUUCAGAGGCCCUUUAUGAAGUUGACCUGAGUGGAUUUAGAAACACGCAGGCAGUGGCGUAGCGUGGGGGGUGCAGGGGGGGCCGGCGGCACCAGGUGCAACAUCUGGGGGUUAGGGUUAGGGGGCGCAAACCCACGGGUUAGGGGGCGCAAAUUACUUGCCUUGCCCCGGGUGCUGACAACCCACGCUACGCCACUGCACGCAGGAUCCAAACAGGUUAGAAACCUAAUCUGGUUUCUCACUGGGACCUGGUAAUAUCCUCUUGAGUUCUCUACCACGAGCAAACUAUGGUUUUUACCCCUUUGAGGGUUUUUCAGACUUUUUACUAAAGUGGGCAAAAGGACAUCAGACAAGAUACCUCCUUUUCAAAGAAGCACCUUCUAUAGAAUCAAGGGAUUGCGUUUAACAAGCUGCUAGUCCCUAUGAUUUUCAGAGAGAGGGAAAGCACCAAAAAUCUGUUUUUUAAAUUCCACUCCGUUGGCAACAACCCAUCUCCAAAUGGCAUAUUUGAUUCUCCUAGACUUAUGAAUGCUAACUGAUCUCCCCCAAUGCAAGGCCUGUCUUUGGAAAUGGCAGUAUUUGGUAUAUGAUGUGUAACUUAUUUCUGUCCAUACCAUACCUAUUCCAAAUGCAGCUGACUCCAUAGGUUUGGUCCAGUAAUUUGGGGAGGGAGGCAGCUUCACAAAGUUAAAAACAUAGGAUGGUAUUCAACCAACUCAGAGUAGACUUAUUGAAAUUAAUGCACAAGACCAAGGUCCAUUAAUUUCCAUGGGUCUACUCCAAGUUAAAAUCACUUGAAUACCUGGAAACUUAUUGCCUUCCAGAUGUUGUUGAAUCACAACUCCCAUCAGUCCCGGCAAGAAUGGCCAAUGGCCUGGGAUGUUGGGAGUUGUACCUCAGCAACAUCUGGAGGGCCAAAGGUUUAGCACAUCUGAUGCAAUUCACAACUUAACCUAACUUCAUUGAUUUCAGUGGGUCUGUUCUGAGUAUGACAACUUGGUAGGUGUGGGCAAUUUAAAUCCACCCUUCCCCAAACAAGAACCGAGUGAUGGCUAGCAUGUUGUCUUUGCUCGGAACUAUUAAGUGAUUCAUGGGUGAUGCAUUGGCAAUACAUUUAAAGUUCAUAAGUGAUUGAAAAUCCAAGCAUGCCAUUACAUUCUCUCUGGUCCAGGUGUUAAGUGUUUUCAGUUAUAUAUAUCCAGUGAGCCUUAGCUUCUUUUGUUCCUUCGUGUCUCUCACAGAGUUAAAGUUCUUGUUUGCUAUUUUGGUGCAAUGUGUAAAUGGGACAUUGUUGACUUUGCUGCAUAUUUUCUGGGUGAUGGUAACUAUGAGGUGCUGAGUGAACUUUCCCUGUUAACUUACUCUUGCCUUGCUUUUGACCACUCCUACACCUGGAGGGGAACCAGUUGAACUAUGGCUUGCCUUUCUCUUGAAUGUGGCCUGCAUAGAUUGUGAAUGUGGCCAACAUUGUGUGUUGGACAUUCUGAAGUUCUAGUUGCUAAAUCAAUGAUUAUGAGAAGCAGAAUGAUUUUUAUUGGAUUUCUCAUUUGUCCUUGAUCAUAAGGUUCCAGGUUAUAACAGUAUUUUUUUAAAAAUCUGCUAAAACAAUUUGCAAUCAGGAUAUAUAUUUGGAGUGACAAAGGCCAUGGUAAAAAGGUGAAAGUUGAAAGUAGUAUGGGGGUUUAUUGUGAGUUGCAUUCCUGUAAUGAAUGUUCUUACUUCCAAUUCUAAGAUUCGAUUAUCCAGAAUUGAAGUGCAAGCUCUAAGUUUUCAGUGGUUUAUUGCUCUUCACUUUUAUGUCGCAAGUGACCUGCUAAUAAUGUUAAUAAAGGCUUAAAAAUUAAAAACAAACUAGUGACUCACUUGAUAGUGAUAUUCAUUUUAAUAAUAGUAAUUGAAACUGUGUAUGGGGGGGUGGUCCUAGUUUGCUUUUAAGCAUCACCUUUCUAAAAGAAGAAUGUCUGCUUCUGGCUUAUUUAGCAUAGAGCACUGCGUGUGUUUUGUGGAAUGCUGGCUAUCUCUUUCCAGGCAUUAAUAAAUCAACUGCUGACGGAAUAAACAACAGAAAAAGCUAAAUUAAGGUCCAAGGCUAAGUGCAUGGCUAUAAUUUCUUGUAACUCCUUUGUAAAGUUUGCAGUUGGAUUGUGUUUAUCCAGCCUGGGUUGUGGUUUGUCUGCACGUGUUGGAUGUAAGGAGGAAUGCCAACUUAGGAUGGGUUAGGUCCUCACAUGACUCUGUGCCAGGUAAUGUGGCUGUAUUAUUCAGCCUGGGCACGCUGGAUUCUGUGUGCAGAGGUGCCACUUACAUGUGAUAGUCAACCAUUGUAGAUAAGCUGGGUGAGGUUUAGGCAAUGUGUGUGGAAGGGAGCUGAGUCUAGUGGCUGCAAUCUUGAUGCAGUGCUGCACAUUCCGUACAUAAACAUUUAUUAAUUUGGGGGAAAGGAUUUGGUGCUUCCAAACUAUUAACCCAAGAGCGCUGUUCUGAAAGUCAGUGAUCAAUACAGCAUAGAUAUGGAUUGUGGCUAACAUCUCCUGUUAGCUGCUUCCCAAACCAGCAGUUGGAACAUGGUGGAUGCAGAGUAAAUGUGAGUAUUCUAGAACUUUUUUUUUUAAUAUAAAAAAUCAUGUUUGAAAUUGUUGUGUCAGAAUUUAAACUUCAAGAGUCAAUGCUGAAUUUGUAGGUUCUAGGCCUUAAGAACUGACACACACACACACACACACACACACACACACACACAGACGUAGAGCUGCAUUUGGAAGAGCACUGUGUGUGUUUCAUGGGUGCCAACUCCCUGGGGCCCUGGGUGCUCAAGCACCCACAAAAUUCCCUAUGAAGGGGCUAGGCACCCACAAGUCUGGAUGCAAGGGCCAUGCAUGUUGCAUGGCACCCAUGAUCCUGGGCAUCCACAGUCGCAGGGCCAAGGUGCCACACCUGGUGUGUGUGUGUAAGCUGAAGCAAAAGUGGCAACUUUUCAGCACCUGUUGAAUACCUGCGUUGAAAAACAUACUACCUUUUUGCAAAAGGAAGGCUGAGUGGAGUUAACCAUGAGCAAGCUGAGGACAAAAUACUAACGGUGGCUUUUCACUUGACAUUUUGUACUAAGCGUCAGGGAACAUGGAUAUCAGGCCACUUGUAAAGGGCAUUUGUACGUUUCAUUUAUUUACAACUAAAUACUACUGCACUGCAGUUUGAGUUCAGGUGGCUUACAAUCACCUAACAUCCCAGUAACACAGCACAGUAAGCAAAACCUCAUUAUCCAAGGUUGACUGAUUUUAGCUUUAAUCCUGCUUUCUGCCAUUUUUUAUUAGGAACUGCAAGUCUUAUAAUUUCAUCACUCUCUUAAAAACUGGUGCCACAUUGGUUGCCUUCCAACCCUCCCAUGAGGAUUUUGAGUUUAAAGACAUUUUACAUUUUUAGCAUUAGAUGACCAACUGCUUCACAUUUUUAUGUUAUUUACGAACUCCUGAUGCUAUCCAGACCAAGGGUUGGCUUUUAAUGUGGUGUUUAGCCCUAGAAUUUUAAUCUUAUUUUUAUCCAACAUCCUUUGCAGAGAAAUCAGAUGCAAAUAUUCUGUUUCUCUCCAAAGUCCUUUUCGAAGUUGUUUUUCUAAUGGUCUGACACUCCCAGGCUCGCUCACUGCUUGUGAUUUUUAAGAAAUUUGUAUUCCCCACCCCCUUCGUGCCCCUAACAAUAUGCUCAAAUAUCUUCUCAUGUGCCUCACGGGUAACUUGUGUUUGUUUUAGGAGAGCUUAUUUUCUCUUUUUUUGUCCUCUUUAUUUAGAUUAGACUUGCACUUUUUAAAGAAAAGAGUCUUGGCUUUUGCAGCUCUAUUGACGUGCAUUACUAACCACACAUCCUGUUGGGUUUCUUUCUUAAUCCAUGGUGUGCACUCCAGACGAGCUUCUGUUGUUGUGGUUUUAAAUAACUUCCAAUACUCCUGAAUACUUUCCCUUUCAACGUCCUUAUAAUGCAUCUCCACCAUUUGGAGGAAUUUUCCUCUCUUGAAAUUAAACGUGACCCUGUUGAACCUGGUUGGUGGCUUCCCACUUCCAUUUAAGUUGAUUUGAUAGCACUGUAGUUACUGUUCCUCGCUAGUUUGGCAGCAUCUUUGUCUUGUACCAGAUCCGAAGUAUCUCCAAGAAUGAAGGACCUCUCAAUACCAGCUGUGUAGAACAGGGGUCAGCAAACAUUUUCAGCAGGGGGCCGGUCCACUGUCCCUCAGACCUUGUGGGGGCCCAGACUAUAUUUUGAAAAAAAUAAUAAUGAACGAAUUCCUAUGACCCGCAAAUAACCCAGAGAUGCAUUUUAAAUAAAAGGACACAUUCUAUUCAUGUAAAAACACGCUGAUUUCCAGACUGUCCGCGGGCCAGAUUUAGAAGGCGAUUGGGCCGAAUCCAACCCCCUGGCCUUAGUUUGCCUACCCAUGGUAUAGAAUGAAACUUGACAGGAAAUCUAAUUUUGUUGAUUCUGGCCAACAAGAAAACAAUGCUAGCAGAAUUUAUUCUUAUUAUACACGUCCAAGGAGACUAGUAAGUAUCCAUAUUUUCCUGGAUAACAGUCCUGGAUUUACAGAAGCCAUACCGGUUUCUGAUUUGAUCCUGAAAUGUCCUUUACCUUAGGACGUCCCUAUUUCCAUCGGAGAAAUGUUGGAGGAUAUAGGACAUGCCCAGGGCUUUUAUAGCCAGAACUCACCAGAACUGAGUUCUGGCACUUCUCAGGUGGGCACCAUGGCCGUUCUAAGAGAACAAGGGGGGUGUUCGUGGUGAGUUCCAGCACCACUUUUUCUAGAAAAAUAGCACUGGAUGUUCCUAUUUUCAUUGGAGAAAUGUUGGCGGGGAUGUAUCUGUUUACAUCAGAGAAAUGUUGGAGGGUAUGGGAUCGUGAAGGCCAGACUGCCCAAAGUAUAUACAGCAUGUUUAGCAGUGAUCACUACUUUCCCCCAGAAAAACCAAUGACGUGAAAUCUCCCAUACAGCACAUUUGCAGCUCUUGUGAAUGUGGAAUAUUGGGUAGGAGCUAAUGCAGGGAAGUGUCAUGAUCAGCUGUGGAAUGUUGUUUGUGGCAGUAAUUCUUACAAGGUAGUGUUUUUCAACCUGGUGCCCUCCAGAUGUGUUGGAUCACAACUCACACCAGCCCCGGUCUUUGGCUGCGCUGACUGGGGCUGAUGCGAGUUUGUAUCUCAAUGCAUCUGGUCACCAGCUUGGGUAAAUCUGCUGUAGUGUAUGUGGUCAGGUUCCUGUGUACCUAAACCACUCAGCAAAGAGCUAAGAAAUUUCCAGUGUUUCUGUAAAUGGGGUUUCAAUAGUCUGUUUUCUUGCUGAAAAUGAUUGUGGCAAUGGUUGAGCUGUUGAUGCAGCCUGGAAAUUACUAAUAUCUCUCAAUUUGUGAAUGCAUAUAGAUUGGUAUGGCAGAAGCCAAGCUUGACAUGAACUUUCAAAUAGCCGUUUGCAUGGUGGGAAGUAUCACUUUUUAAAAAUCCUUUCAACCCUCUGAUGUAAAUUAGACUGAGAGAUGGUAACUGGCCUAAGGACACACAAAGGGUCCAGGAUCUGAAACCAAAUUCAUUUCAUACACCAGGUGAUCAAAAAGGGCUCUUUACGAAAUGUUUCUUCUUUUACACCAUUGAUGGCUGGUAGGUAAGUGUGGCUGCGCUAGUAAUUUUUGUGGACUUCAAGUUUAUUUGACUUUCUUCUAAAUGCACUAGUCCUAGCAUCGGAUAUGUCAUCCUUCCCCCUUUAUACAGAUUGUGAACAAUUUGGCUGUAGCAGAGAAUUUUAGAAAGCUAUUGCAGACCCGAAUAUCUUUCCUUUCCUUUUCCAGCAGAAGAUGAUAUCUGCGUUGCAGCUCUUAUGCUGGAUCUGUCUGGCUUAUUCUUCAUCCAGUAUUUGUAAGUCAAAUUUAUGUUUCUUAUUUGUUUGUUUGUUUGCUUGCUUUAGCUACACCACGGUUGAUGUAAUCAUACUCCCAUCUAGUUUCUCCACAAAGUUACACAAAUAUAAGUGCCGCUUCCAUGAGGGGCUGGUUUGUUUGCGUUAUUUUGCAGGUGCAUAGCUCUUACUUUAUUUCUCCCUGCUUGCUUAAUUACUCUGAGAAUGCACGAACUUGAAAAGCACAGGUGAAAACCAGUGCAUAUGAGGGAAAAUGAAGGCUGUGUCUGUGGUCUGUAGCACUUCACUUGUGUGUAUAUGCAUCACUAGUUAACCUAUAGUCAAGUGAUGAACAUCCAUCACAGUUUUCUAUCUCUCCUUCCACCCGCCAUGAUGUAUAAGCCAACUGGGGUUGCAGUUUCUCAAAAUGCAGCACUUUUCCCAGCAAAAAUGGGAAGAGCUGUUCUUAAACCCAUUUAUUUUUCAAAAAACCUUUUAAUUUUAUGUUUUAUAUAUACUGUCAUACUGGCUGUUGCCUGUAUAUACUUUGAUACUGUAGUGCCUCUUACUUUGCUCAAUGAAUGCAAUAUUCAGAGGUGAACUUCUCAUGAACCCUUCUAGAAAAUCUCAAGCAAAAUUCCUCUCAUCUCAAAACUCUUAAAGAAGCAGCAGAUGUGCCAACACUCAAGAUUACAUUAAAUUGCUGUAUUUUACAUCACCAGCGAUUAUAUUUUGUUUGAUAACGAAUGGGGUGCGGAAUUGGCUUCCUGGGCUCUUCUUUGUGUUUCUGUUAAGAAGCUGAAUUGCAUUCUCAAUUAAAUGUUGCCGGUUUUGCAUUAAGAAUGCACCAGACGUGUAUUGCAUAGUGUUAUGCUUGCAUUUCUAAAAUUCUGAGAGCUGCGUCGCAAAAGCUGUGAUUUGCAGAUACUCAUAUAUGCGCCCCCUCUCCUGGCUCAGUAAACUUGAGUUCUCCACACGCCCCCCCCCAUGCCAAUUCCACAUUAGGGCCCUGUGGCAUUCUCUGUGCCUACAAUCCUAAUCCUACUUACUUUGGAGUAAACCUUGCUUCUGAGUAGACGUGGUUAGGAUUUGGCUGUUUGGGAAUGAAACAGGGUCAAAUAACAAUCCUGCCCUUGCAAGGCUUAUCUGUUGCUUGCAGUCUUCCCAUGUUCCAGGCUAGAGGAAAGGAGCCUUUCUCAAAAGCCUCCAGUCACAUUUUCCAGCUGUAGCAGUUGCCAGAUAAAUAGAAGGAGACAGUUUUCCACCCUGGGUUUGGAGUGGGGAAUACAGGGGAAGAUGCAGGUAACCUGACAAUGCACCACCUCAGAUUCAAUUGGAGCCGGAGAAUGAUUUGGGGCACGGAAGUGCUGUUUCAUAAUGCAUCCAAGCAUUCAUGGGACAAGUUCAUACUACUAGUUGGACGAGUUCGUGCUAGCUAGAUAGUAAGUUUGGGCAGCGUUGCUAAUUGCAUGGCGCAAGGAAGAAAGGCAAAGCUGGCGCAGAUGAGGCUAGGUGCACAGUGGAAUGAUGGGGAGCUGUGUUGUGAAUUUUCAGGCUUACUGCAAGUGUAUCUGUUUGCACAAGCGAAGAACAUCAUUUGUCACAGUGCUAAGCACACAUUAUAUGCAAUUUAUUCAUUAGGUGUACGCUUAGCGACCAAUGUGCGUGCAGGGGAGCCUGGGGUCAUCUGCUGUCCGCUGCUGUCUUCCAAACAAUACAAUUACUCUGUGACUUGGCACAUAAACGGUAGUGAUAUACCCAUAACUACGGAUAACUACUCCAGGAUCCAUCAACGAGGAGACAGGCUUUGGUUUAGCCCUGCAAUGAUAGAAGACUCCGGAUUUUAUGAGUGUCGCAUUCAGUAAGUUUCUGCAAAGUUCAUGUUUUUUUUCCUCAAUUGAAAGUAGCUGUUAGGUUCUAUAGUUCUGACUUGAGUGAGUUCAGCAACAAUAGGGAAACAUAAAUUUAGAAUUUUGCCCGUUUUGUCUUAACAAUUUUGGGGGGGCUUCAGUUGUGUAAUGUUGAAGUGAGAAGCAAUCUGCAGGCUGUGUAUAAACCCUGCUGAGACUUCUUUGAAAUAAAACAUGCAUUGGAGUCAACUACAUUUCCCCCCCUAUGUGUUUAGUAAAAUUGAUACAGGAGGUAAGUUUUAUUUCUCUCCAGUCACUGUAGUUUCCUUAAAGCUUGAUGCACACCGUUUGGAGAUAACAGGGAACUGUUGCUGAAUGCAAUCCAUGCUCUUUGCUCAGAAGGUAAUAAUAAUAAUAAUAAAAAUUUAUUUGUACCCUGCCCGCCCUGGCUGGAGUCGGGCUCAGGGCAGCUACCAUCAUAAAACUAACACAGUAUACAAAGAACAUAAAAACAGGCAAUCAAUUAAUUAAAAUACAUCGUAAAAUUAGUUCAAAGGAAAUUAAAAUCUGGACAGAUGGGAGUCCAUGGGUAAAAUUAAGAGUGGUUAAUAUUCUCCAGGGCCAACUGUUACUACUGGUCUUAUAAAGGACCUGUGAGCGGGCUAGGAGGCCUCUUUAAUGCUUGUUCUUAUACAAAAAGAAAAGAAUCAGACUGAACCCCAAUCAAAGGCCUGGCAAAACAGCUCCGUCUUGCAGGCCCUGCAGAAAGAUGCAUGAUGCAGAGGGAUGGGAGAAGGGAUUAGCAGGCAGCCAUCAUGUUUGUAUGUGGCUUCAGCCAUGAUUUGUGAAGUUGGCCAUCUGAACAUGACCUCAGCCUAAUAACCUAACAACCUAUAGUUUUCAGGCUAUAAAAUACAAUUCUUGGAAAAAAGAGCAAGAUGCAAAAGUAAGUAUCUCUGUAAGUGGUGCACAGUGGGGCGACUUCUUUCUGUGCACCCCAAAUUCUGCCCCACAGGGUCCACAAUGGGAAGCUCUGUUGCACAAGUGGAGGUUUGUAGUGCAUGUGAAAUGGCAGCAUUGGCUACAAUCCAAUAUAAACAAAAGGAUAAUUUUUGUUUCCCCCCAGUAAUUUUUUUAGAACUGUUACAUCAUGUUAUUCCAGCUAAUUCUGGCAUUUUAUGAACACCAUGAAACCAAACCUCCUGGCCACAAUGUUGCCUCUUAAGCCAUCCCUUACACAUUUUUAUAUUCUGUCCUUCAUUUAUUUUCUUCUUCUACUUCCUGGAACAACAAACUAACAAUAAACAGCCAGACACUUCUAGAGUAUUAUUAUUUUGAGUUGGUUCUUGUCUGCUGAAUUGUGAUCCAAUUCCACAUCUUACUAUUCUAAAAAGUGCACCCAGAUCUGGUUAUUCUCAUGAUGUUUUUCUAAUCAUUAAAUGCUAAUAUAAUGUCAGUAUCCUGUGGGUAUCUCUUAAUAAUUAAUAGAUGUACUGAUAAUCCCUUUUUUUCAUAACAGAAAUUCAACAAGAGAUAGGAAGGAGCUCCGUGUUUUCAAGAACGAUGAUGGUUUAUGCUUUAAUAGAAAUUACGUUUAUCCACAAAGAAUACAUUUGCAUAAUACUGGAAAGCUAAAGUGUCCUGACCUCCAGAAUUUUGAAAGUGAAAGGACUCCACUUCAGUGGUCCAAGGUUGGUGUCUUUCUGUGUGAUAACAGCCUUUUGAAUGUUUUAUCUUAUUGGCGGUAUCUUUUUUUCCUAAAUCAGAGGUGGGGAACCACAUUCAGGUGGUGGGCCAUAUUUGGUUGUGGAGAACCUUCUGUGGGUCUUGCAUGAAACAUUACAAUUUAAAAGACACAGCACAAAAACUAGGAGGAGGAAGGCAGCAAACUAAAGCACUAGAUAUAGGCCAUCAAGUUCCAACAACAACCAGCUGAAAUAGGAAUAGUUUAUUUAAGGCAGGGGUUGGGGAAGCUUUGACUCCUUAGGUGUUGGUGAAUUGCUGCUCCCAUCAUCCCUGGCUAUUGCUUAUGUUUGCUGGGGUUGAUGUGAGUUUGUAGUGUAACAACAUCUGGAGGGCCAAAGGUUCCUCGUACCCGGUUUAAGGAAAAGAUGAGCCAAACAUUGCUGAUGUCUCAGUAGGGCCAGUGGGAUAGUCCUGCUUCCCUUCUCUCCCUCUGCUGGUGAGAGAUGGCAUGGUUGUUGCUGGAUGAGCAAUUCAUACUGUUUUCUGAUACAAACUUCAAAAUAUGGUACAUGUGGCUUUUGGCUAGUAAGACGCCUAUUUCCUGUUACGAUAUUGAAUCAAUGCAGCCGCGAGCUGCUGGUAGCUUGAAAACAAAACAUAAUGGGAAUGUUGGGACUGUUCCGUGGGAAACAGGGGGACAGUCAAUUCACAGUGCAGAGGGCACCGGAAUUACCUCAGAGUGUAAUAUGAGCUGUACAGGAAGUACAGGAGGAGUUUGUCUCUCAACUGCUGAAGCUUGAAGAGAGCAGUCAUGAUUUCUGUAAUGCUGCAAAGACAGAAAUAAAGGCAUGUAAAUACGUUUCUGUCUAUCUCUUUACCCUGCCUGGGGGGGCAGGAAAGAGGGGGUGUGUUCUUCUCACUCUGAGAAGGAUCGCCUAUCGCGACCUCUGCCUGGAUCCUGCUGGGGAAUGCAGACAGGGAGGCCAACAGGAGAUCAAGCCGGGUGCCUGGAGAGUGGCCAGUUUCUCCUGAUAAAGGCUUGAUUCCCAACAUUCCCCCCCCCCAAGUAGUUUUAAAAUAUGAACAAAAAUACAUGGAGCAUCUCAUACAUGAAUAUAAAUAUAUGAACAAAGCAAACUAUGCUAAGACAAGCAAAAGUAACUGCUAAGAAGAUGCAGCUGGGAACACGUAAAUUGUUCCAAUUUUUACUCUAAAAGGAAGGAAGGAUGUCCACCCACCUGACAUCUUAAGAAACUGUGUGUGAGAGAGAUAACUGUAAUCCAGUGCAUACACACUUGAGAACAAACUUUUUUGAAAUCUUUUAAGUAUCAGAUGCUAAGAAUAGUUUGUUCCCACCUUUUUUUUAAAAUAAAAAAAUUAUGAAAAUAUCUAAGUGGUUCACAAGAAAUACUAAAAUGAUCCAUUAAAACAGUUAACAGUGAUUUUAAUUAUUUUAAAUGGUUUUAAUAGUAAAAGAGAUUAAAAGAAGACAGCAGUGAAAAAGAUAAAGACAGUCAACAUCUACACGUCAACAUUUUUCACUAGCCAUUUGUGCUGUAAAAAAAGAAAUAAUGUUAUUUCUUUUAACAUUUCCCCAUUAACAUGGAGUUGAUUUCAGAGCCUAUGUCCCGCUCCCAUUGUUCUUUGAUUGUGUCAAGGGGGUUUGUGGGAUUUUGGAGCAGUAUUUUGUAUAUUGUGGAUACCAUCCCUUUACCGUGUCCCUCUGCUGUCAGAAGCUUUUCGAAGGAGGUCAAGGGCCUUGUAGCUGCUGAUUUUACUGCUGGAUUGUUUAAGAAAAGUACAGAUCUAGAAGGGGCUGUUGUUGUUGUUUAGUCAUUUAGUUGUGUCCGACUCUUUGUGACCCCAUGGACCAGAGCAUGCCAGGCACUUCUGUCUUCCACUGCCUCCCACAGUUUGUUCAGACUCAUGUUUGUAGCUUCGAGAACACUGUCCAACCAUCUGGUCCUCUGUCGUCCCUUUCUCCUUGUACCCCUCAGUCUUUCCCAACAUCAGGGUCUUUUCCAGGGAGUCGUCUCUUCUCAUGAGGUGGCCAAAGUAUUGGAGCCUCAGUUUCAUGAUCUGUCCUUCCAGUGAGGACUCAGGGCUGAUUUCCUUCAGAAUGGAUAGGUUUGAUCUUCUUGCAGUCCAUGGGACUCUCAAGAGUCUCCUCCAGCACCAUAAUUCAAAAGCAUCAAUUCUUCAGCGAUCAGCCUUCUUUAUGGUCCAGCUCUCACUUCCAUACAUCACUACUGGGAAAACCAUAGCUUUAACUACUUGCCUUUGUCGGCAAGGUGAUGUCUCUGUUUUUUAAGAUGCUGUCUAGGUUUGUCAUUGCUUUUCUCCCAAGAAGCAGGCGUGAAUGAUAAUAAUACCUUGCUAAUAAUACCUUUUGUGCAUGGAGAUAAAUCCUUAUUUGCAACUCUCCGUUCCCUCCCAACAGUUGUCCUUAGCUUUGUGAGUCUACAUUCUGUGGAUUACAUUUCUCUGCUUUUUAUUGUGCCAGUCUGUGUUUGGGUUCUGUAAAUGAACUAAGUUUGUUGCCUUCAGCUUUUAAUAAUAUUUUUCUUGCCUCUUUUUAUCUUUCAGGCAUGCACUCCUGGAUUACCUGAAGAUGGGAGAUUUAGCCAUUUUGAGGAUUUCCUUGCAAUUAAAAAUGCAACGGAGAAAGACAAAGGAGUGUAUAUAUGCCAGCUGACAUACACCUAUCUGGGAAGACAAUUGAAUGUAUCUCGUGCCAUUAGUCUAACUCUUUUUGGUAAGUUUGUGUAAGAGGGAAGCAGGGAAAGACCACUUCCCAGCCUGCUCUGGCUAGACUUUCCCUCCCCACUCCUACCAGUUCAGUUGCGGCUGGUCCAUUAGAGCAAAUGGGGCACUGUCCCACUAAUUCAGCCUUCAUUCCCUUAAGACCACCUGCCUUCCUUCUUCCUUGCAUCCAGACCACAUCCUCCGCUUCCUCCUCCUUAAUCUCAGGGUUGACAUUUCUUAGCAGGGGAGGAUGGGGACAAACAGAAUUUGUUGGCAUUGCCUGUCAUUGGCUUGUGGUUUUACCUACUGUUGGCCUUCGUCCCUUCUGCUCCCUCAGUCCCAAUGGGAGCUAGCUGCCAUUGUACAAGUCCACAUAUCAGCAAAUAAGAAAACUAUUCCUUUUUGCCAGCUGCCCUGUGUCAAGAACCCUGAUGACAUCUUACAUGCAGAUAUUUGUGGGGCUUUUAAAAUGUAGUUUAGUUUUAUUUGUAAAAUGCUUUGGAAGAGUUUAUAUCCUGAAAGAUGGGGUAUAAAGAAUAUAUAUAUUUGCUUCUUGAUACUUUAUUGGUUAGGUCUGCCACAUCUCAGAGUUUUCCUGAAAAUACUAUUGGUAAGCUACAGAAUGUAGGUUAUCUAAUAAUACCACAAAUGCAUCAUAAAUUCAUUGUUAAAACAAACGUGAUUUGUUCCAGAACAGCACUGGGCGACAUCAUAUUUUUGUUUUUGUAUUCUUUUGUCCUUUUACUCCCAUGUUGCUUCUGGAUCUGCUGAACACUUAAAGUGGUAUUGACUCUGGCCACUUUUGGAGUUAAUGUUCAGUUAAGCGUAUCUAUGUUAGGUUUCAAAAGUCCGUCUUUUCUAGAGAGGAGUCUUGAAUCCUAACGAAAAGUAUUGUGACAUAAAUGUGCAGAACAUUUGCAUCAAGAUAGUCUGAUUUUGUUCAUAGUCUGAUUAAUAGCAUUAAUAGCAUUUGUGAUGUACUUGCAUGUAAUGUCCGGUCAAGAUACAAAUAUUUUGGAUUGUAGCCAGCAAUUACACAAGUGAAGGCAGCUUGCACCAAUCAGUCUCCCACCCCCUGCAGUUCCUUGAAAUAUCCUCUUCAGAGGGUUGUCUGGGAAGGCUUUUCAGGAGGUGAAGGGGAAGAUUGGUUGUGCAAGCUGCCAUCUGUUGGUUCAACCACUAGGUAUAAACCUUUGUUUCUAGGCUGCCAAUAAAUGUUUUACUUGUAUCUGGAUAUGCACCAUAAAGCGGCUUUUUCCAAUGAGUAGUGAAAUAAAUGGUUGCUAAUGGAUGACAGUCCGCAGUAACAAGAAAAUAAUAUCAAGAACUUCCUAGCAGAGCAACGUGUAAUAGAUUGUGCAACGAUGAUUUGUUGUUUCUGUUAACACUUCUUUCCAUUGUUAGCGCCUCCGAAGAGAAUACCGCUGGACAUCAUUUAUCCAAACAAUAAUUCAGUUGAAGUAGAACUUGGUAAGCAACUACUGCACUUAAUAUGAAACUAUUUUUUCAUGGCCCUAAACUACAUCCUAACAGUUUCUGUUAUUUGCAAUUAUUCUUUCAUGUUUUUAGGGUCCAGUAUUGCCGUGACCUGUAAUGCCUCGUCGGGUAUUUGGGAUGAACCAUAUGUAUCCUGGAACCUUGAGGAUAACUCUACUCGGGAUUUAAAAGCAACACUCACCCAGUCUCUGUAAAUACUAACUCAAUUUCCUUUGGUCUUUGGAAUUAGGACAAGUUGGGGGUUACUUGAUGGGACUAGACAUCGAAAUCAUUGUAAGGCGGCAUGAUAUCUAAUAUGGUGCUUUCCAAAUGUUGUGGACAGUGUCGCCCGACCAAUUAUCAAGGAUUAAUUUUAUAAUUAUUAUUAUAUUUUUAUUUAUACUCUGCCUGUUUUCCCCUGAGAGGGAAAUACAGGUGGCAUACAGGUAAAAAUAAGAACAGCUAAAAACAUAUUUUUAAAAAACAACCAUUAAAAACAAUUAAGCAUUGUUAGAAUAUAUAUUCUAUUAAAAUCAAACAGCUAAUUACAAUAAAAAAACAGCAUGGCACCACAGCUCUUUCAUUAAAAGCAGUCAAUUCCCAAUUCCCUUGUUGGAACAAGGAAGUAGUCACCUGAUGGCAGAAGGAUAACAAGAAGGGAACCAGUCUAACGUCUCUAGGGAGGGAGUUGCAAAGUCUGGGAGCAGUCACUAAGAAGGCCGUCUUCUGUGUAAUUUGGAUACUGGGAUGAUUCAUAGUGAAACUGAAGGAACGUGGCUUUUUGCUGAAACCAGGAAAUAAUUCCCCUCAGCAUUUAAGCACAGUUUCUCUAUCUUUAAUCCUUGUAGCUUUGUUCAAGAAAAGCGUGACACAACAUCAUACAAAUCAGCCCUGUUAAACUUUCAUGUUUCUUAUUUUUUUCUGCUUUUUUUAUGCCACCAGGGAUAAGUCACCUAAUGGAGAACUUCAGCUAGUGAGAGAAAAGUUUAAUAUUUCUGUAGUGAAACCUAAACACUACCAAAAAUACUUCUGCACUGUAUGGUCUAUUAGAACUGCUCCAAGAGUUGUAUACAUCAUGCUAAAACCUCCAGGUAAGUUUUUUAUGUGUAAGAUGGUAUCAUGCAGCCUCAUGUUGUGUGGUUUUCUGUUGUACACACAGCUAGUGCAGCAAGUGAAGGGACAAAGCAGGCAUCAGAAACACGCUUGAUAACAUUUGUUUUAGAAUUUUUUUAAAGAAAUGCUUCUAUUUGGGCAGGCGAUAUUACGGGAAACAAUUGUAGUCAUGGGUGUCCACAGGAAUUUUUCCGGGGUGGUGGAAGUCAAAUGCUGAAAGCAGCCGGGUGGGCUUUGGGAAGUUGGCUGGAAGGCUCCUGGACCCUGUGGGAUUAUCAUGCCACCCCCUCCAAGCUGGGCACAAACUUCCUGGGCUUUGGGAAGGAGGCACCACGCUUUAAUACUUUAAUACUCUAAUUUAGGGAUGCGGGUGGUGCUGUGGGUUAAACCACAGAGCCUAGGACUUGUCGAUCAGAAGGUUGAUGGUUCGAAUCCCUGCGAUGGGGUGAGCUCCUGUUGCUCGGUCCCUGCUCCUGCCCACCUAGCAGUUCGAAAGCAUGUCAAAGUGCAAGUAGAUAAAUAGGUACCACUCUGGCGGGAAGGUAAAUGGUGUUUCCGUGUGCUGCUCUGGUUUGCCAGAAGUGGCUCAGUCAUGCUGGCCACAUGACCCAGAAGCUGCACGGCGGCUCCCUCGGCCAAUAAAGCGAGAUGAGUGCCGCAACCCCAGAGUUGGCCACGACUGGACCUAAUGGUCAGGGGUCCCUUUACCUUUAUUCUUAAUUUACCAGGAACAUUUUGGGGACUAGCCUUGUCCCCCUAGUCCACUGACCGCACGCCACUGUUACAGUCCUGGUCUCCUCACCUCAAAAUUGAUAUUGUAGAGUUGGAAAAAGUUCAGAAAAGGACAAGCAAAAUGAUCAAGGGGGUGGAGCCAUUCCCCUAUGAUAGAACAUUGCAGCAGCUGGGACUUUUAAGUUUAGGUGAAAAUUAUGUGGAGAAAUUGAAUACAUUUUCUCAUAAGGCGAGAGGCUGGAGACAUCCAAUGAAGCUGAACAUUAGAAGAUUCAAGACAGAGAAAAGACAACUAUUCACACAUAGUUAAACUAAGGGACACGGGUGGCACUGUGGGUUAAACCACUGAGUCUUGGGCUUGCCGGUCGGAAGGUUGGCGGUUCGAAUCCCCGUGACGGGGUGAGCUCCCGUUGCUUGCUCCCUGCUCCUGCCAACCUAGCAGUUCGAAAGCACGCCAGUGCAAGUAGAUAAAUAGGUACCACUCUGGCGUGAAGGUAAACGGCGUUUCCAUGUGCUGCUCUAGUUCACCAGAAGCGGCUUAGUCAUGCUGGCCACAUGACCCGGAAGCUGUACGCCGGCUUCCUCGGCCAGUAAAGUGAGAUGAGCGCCGCAACCCCAGAGUCGGCCACGACUGGACCGAACGUUCAGGGGUACGUUUACCUUUACCUAAACUAUGGAACCUGCUUCUACAGGAGGCAGUGAUGACCACCAAGCAGGAUGGCUUAAAAGGAGGAUUAGACAAAUUCAUGGAGAAGAGGACCAUCAGGGGUUACUAGCCAUGAUUGCCAUUCUUUGCCUUUACAGUUGGAGUCAACAGUGCUUCUGAAUACCAGUUGCUGCAAACACAGAAGGGGAGAGUGCUCUUGGGCUUGACUCCUGCUUGCAAGUUUUCUCACCGGCAUCUGGUUGGCCACUGUGAGAACAGGAUGCUGGACUGGGUGGGCCAUUGGCCUGAUCCAGAGUCCUCUUCUUAUGUGGGCACAAACUUCUUAUGCAAUCUGUCACCAUGACACUGUGCACCAUUGUUUAUUUGCCUCGCUUUUUUUAAACUUCUUGUUUUACCUUUGCCAAUACAGCUCAGAACUUUCAGGGUUAUUUGAUUGGAGGUCUUGUUUCCCCGCUCCUUGUUAUACUGGCAGCUCUGCUCAUCUACAAGUUUUUCAAAGUUGACAUUGUGCUUUGGUAUCGGGAGUCCUGCCAGGUUCUUCUCGGUAAGGGAGGUAGGUUUGCUGCUGUAUUUUCAAUAGCUUGAUGCCAUCUAGUGGUCAAUGAGAAAUAAAAGGGUUUCUCCUCCCCAUCAUUUAAAAUUUUUGUUGUACAGUGGUACCUCGGGCUACAGACGCUUCAGGUUACAGACUCCGCUAACCCAGAAGUAGUACCUCAGGUUAAGAACUUUGCUUCAGGAUGAGAACAGAAAUUGCAUGGCGGCGGCAGGAGGCCCCAUUAGCUAAAGUGGUACCUCAGGUUAAGAACAGUUUCAGGUUAAGAAUGGACCUCCAGAACGAAUUAAGUUCUUAACCCGAGGUACCACUGUACAGUGUACUUUGGUUCUCAGACUUAAUCUGUUCUGGAAGCCCAUUCCAAAACCAAAGUGUUCCAAAACCAAGGCGUGCUUUCCCAUAAAAAGUAAUGCCAAAUGAAUGAUUCGUUCCAGACUUUUAAAAAACAACCCCUAAAACAGCAAUUUAACAUGAAUUUUACUAUCUAUUGUGACCAUUGAUCCAUAAAAUGAAAGCAAUAAACGUACUGCAGUCACACAGUCAAUCAAGAAAUCAGUAACUGAACUGGGUUCCACACAGUCACAAAAACAAAACAAAAAAGCCGCAAAAAACAAAAAUGCAAAAUAAAUAGCAAAAACAGACAGAGCUCAUUGUUACACUCAAAAUGGAAGUGUGGCACUCAAAUUGGAAGCGUAACACUCAAAAUGGAGCACGUUUGGCUUCUGAAAAUAGUUCACAAACUGGAACACUUACCUCCAGGUUUGCAGUGUUUGGUUUCCAAGUCUUUUGAAUACCAUGACGUUUGAGAACCAAGGUACCACUGUAACAAGGAGUCAAUGCUUACAGGCUUCCAUGAGGGAUUAUGUUUCACUCGCCAUUUCUGUCUAUGCUUUUUAUAAAAAGGAGGGAUUGGAAUGCUUUGCCUAGUUUCAGCUGAGAGGCCGUGAUAGUAUAGCGACCCUUAUCAUACAGCUGUGGUCAUCCAGACCUUGUUGGAAUGCAGCUCCCGUGACUGACCAUUUGCUAUACUUACUGUUCAGCAACAUCUAGAAUCAUAGAAUCAUAGAAUCAUAGAGUUGGAAGAGACCACAAGGGCCAUCGAGUCCAACCCCCUGCCAAGCAGGAAACACCAUCAGAGCACUCCUGACAUAUGGUUGUCAAGCCUCUGCUUAAAGACCUCCAAAGAAGGAGACUCCACCACACUCCUUGGCAGCAAAUUCCACUGUCGAACAGCUCUUACUGUCAGGAAGUUCUUCCUAAUGUUUAGGUGGAAUCUUCUUUCUUGUAGUUUGGAUCCAUUGCUCCGUGUCCGCUUCUCUGGAGCAGCAGAAAACAACCUUUCUCCCUCCUCUAUGUGACAUCCUUUUAUAUAUUUGAACAUGGCUAUCAUAUCACCCCUUAACCUCCUCUUCUCCAGGCUAAACAUGCCCAGCUCCCUUAGCCGUUCCUCAUAAGACCAUGCAUAUGUUUAAUAAGAAGCAGAUACUACUUCUUCUUCUUUUUUUAAGUACCCUGACUCUGGACCUUUGAUCUUAAAUCUUUUGGGAUACUGAGUAAUUUUGAUUUCAUUGGUAUUAUUUGUCUCUUGGUCCUUUUAACAGCUAAUGGUAUAAAAAAAGAUAUGUGAAAAUUUCUCAGUCUUGUUGGAAGCCACCCAGAGUAGCUGGGGCAACCCAGUCCAAUGGGCAGGGUACAACUAAUAAAUGUAUGUAUCUAUUUAUUGGUUUAUUUGAUAUAGUCAAACACAUAGUGGUGGUUCACACACUAAGUCUCCAGCAACAGGAAAGAAUGAGAUAUUGUUUCCUUUAGGAAAACAUAGAAAGCACAAUGUUUUUAAACUACAUUUUCCUUUUUCUAGUUUCAGACGGGAAGCUCUACGAUGCGUAUGUGUUGUAUCCCAAAAAUUCAGCGAACUGUGCAUAUUCAUCUGAUAUCUUUGUCCUGAAAGCAUUGCCUGAAGUCUUAGAAAAGCAAUGUGGCUAUAAGCUCUUUAUAUGUGGAAGGGACGAUCUGCCAGGGCAAGGUAUGUAUAUUAAAGAAGUGUGUUUACGUUUGACAGAGCAUUGUUCGGAGACAAACUCCGUGGUAAACUACUUGAAAUUAUGAUUGUAUCUCAGCUGCUUGCAGAAGGUCCUUGGCAUCUCGAUUUAAAAAGAUCAGAUACGUACAAGCUAUUGUCCUGAAGCAAGGUCUGAGGGCAUACAUUAUUCAGCCACCUUGCUGAAGCUAAGCAGGCUUGGUUCUGGUCAGUGCCUGGAUGGGAGACCACUCCCAUCGCAUGCCACUUUAUUUACUUCACUUUAAAAGCUGGGGGUGCAAUGCUCAACCAUGUGUGGGUUAGAGCCCAUACUUUGCAUGCAGAAGGUCCCAGUUUGCAUCUUUGGCAGUUCCAUGUAGGCUAAGAUUGCUGAAACCCUGGAGAGCUGCUGCCUGCAUAGACAAGACUGAACUAAUUGGACUAACAGCUUGACUCUGUAUACAACAGUUUCAUGUGUUGAUUUAAAUGUGUAUGUGGUUUUCCUCCACAUUUGUGGUUCUAGAUCAUCAUAAUGCCCACCCCAAUUCCUUCUCAAUAAUUGUUUCAGGCCUUUUCCUUCACCCACUUUCUUCCUUUUUCUUGACAUUUCAUCUUGCUUCUUGGAUAUUUCGGUGAUAAUCCCUCUGCCUUCUCUUGCGUCUCCCUGACCUCUACCUUUGGACAGACACUUUCAUGUACUGCCUUGAGGACUCCCUUUUGUCUUCCCUUUUAAAAAAAGGGUUCUGUCCCUGACCUCUUGGCUGUGGAAUUCCCCUGCCUGAAUACCACUUUGUCUUAACCUUCAACAAUGUUGUCCACUCUGCUUGUAACACCAUCUGGUUAUUUUCUUACCUAUGCAUUUCAUACAUCAUUUCUUCUUCUGCUUUCCCUCGCCUGUGUCAGUUUGAAUGGGAAAUGCAUAGCCUCAUCUGAGGGUUACCUGUCAGGUAAGAAUUGUCAAUAUUGCCUGUUCUACCUGCCAUAAGGAUCAGGGACAAAGAAAAUGAGGACUAAGGCUGGGUUUGCAUAAUUGACUGCUAUCAUAAUACAGUGGUACCUCGGGUUAAGAACUUAAUUCGUUCUGGAGGUCCGUUCUUAACCUGAAACUGUUCUUAACCUGAAGCACCACUUUAGCUAAUGGGGCCUCCCGCUGCCACCACACGAUUUCUGUUCUCAUCCUGAGGCAAAGUUCUUAACCCGAGGUAGUAUUUCUGGGUUAGCAGAGUCUGUAACCUGAAGUGUCUGUAACCCAAGGUAUAAUAAUAAUAAAUAAUAAUAAUAAUAAUAAUAAUAAUAAAAAAUUUAUUUAUACCCCACCCACCUGUCUGGGUUUCCCCAGCCACUCUGGAUGGCUUCCAACCAAAUAUUAAAAUACAGUAGUCUGUCAAACGUUAAAAGCUUCCCUAAACAGGGCUGCCUUCAGAUGUCUUUUCCUGAAUUAGAUGUUUCUUCAUGAAAACUAAACAGUCUUAAUGUUUAAUUUAUAAACAAAUUUAGUUGUACGUAUGAUUCCUUAGUUAACCUAUAUUGAUGCUUCCUUUACAUGCAGCGGUGGUCAGCAUUGCUGACGAAACUCUGAAGCAAUGCAGAAGAGUGAUCAUCGUGUUGGUACCGGAUUCAUCCCGCUUCAGCAUGCAGAGACUGACCUCCGAGCAUGAAAUUGCGGUGUACAGCGCUCUUAUUCGGGAUGGAGUUAAAGUGAUACUGAUUGAGCUGGAUAAAAUCAAAGACUACGACAACAUGCCAGAAUCAUUAAAAUACCUUAAACAAAAACAUGGCGUGCUCAGGUGGGAAGAAGGCCUUUCGGAGAAAUCUCAAAGGGCAUCAACAAAGUUUUGGAAAAAUGUACGGUACCAAAUGCCAGCCAGCCGAAGACCACCUUCCUCCGAGUUUCAUUUGCUGCCAGUACUUUUUAACUCUCCUUGGAUACCAGAAGGGUUGUAACAAGACCACAUAUGCACUGUUCUCUUGAACAUGUUCAAACAGUGGGUGCAAGGCAUAGUUCCAGGUGUGCUGCAUGAAUAACCCCAGAAAGCGGCUGUUGAGAGUUGCGGUCCCUAGGAAUGUCUACUUUUGAUCACUUGGGAAGAGCCUUCUCUACCAGGAUGCGAUCAGCCAUGGACCUAGGAAGCUUCUGGUUUGGUUCAGUGAGUUCCUUGGACAAAUGGCAAAAUGUGAAUGCUUGAGCCAAAAAUUGUUUUGCAGAGGAAGGAAGCGAAUGUGAAGGAAACAGUUUCCCCCUCCCAUGUGCAGACUUUAUACGUAGUCAGGUUUUAACCUGAAACAUAAGGGCUCACUUGGAACAGCUUAAAUAGCUGCUUCAUUUGUCCAAUACUUGUUCGUUCCCCUUUUAAAGGAUAAUUCCAUAUACUAUGCAUAUUAUUAUGGUAUCUCCCAAGGAGAAAAGCAGUAAGAGAGCACCAUAUUUUUGGGGUGGAUUGUCUUACCAGUAAGCAGAUGCAAAAGCAAGAGUGUGAAUUCUCUGUGAUUUAUUCACAUUUUAAUUAAAUUGUAAUGCCAUAGUCAAUGCAGAAAAAAAAAAUCACAUGAGUGACUUUAAGUGAAGUUAUUAGAUGGUAAUUAUUUUUUACACUUCUGAAAAGAUUAUUUGCAUGAUGUUUCAAAAUGGCCAAAUAUUUGCAGACUCAUGAGCACUUUAUCUGUAUCUCUAUGAUAUGUAAUGUUUCACAUUAUUUUUAGAGGCUGCAUUCUCUAGCGUGGAAGCCCAGAUUUGACGUUUUAAAUCUCAACCAAAUAUGUAAGACUAGAAAGUGGCAUCAUCUUUUUUUGUACAACUGUGUGAUUAUUUCUAUAGGUGAAAUAAUUUUGUUGCAAUUAUGUAAUAAUUCAUUUAACUUGCACAAUACACUGAUUCCUAUGAAAUUUUUAUAUCUGCCUCUAUUGUGGAUGGUUUUGCGAAACCCACAUCUGAAGCAUUGUUGAGGAAGAAGGCACCUGAGCAGCUAUAUCAAUUAGAAAACCAGAGAGGAUGUUUUAGAGCUAAUUGUCUAAUUAACAAGAUGCCAUUCACCCAAGAGUUCUUUUAAAACCCGAAAUGAGAUAUAGCCAACAAAAAAAGUGCAGUUGGUUGCAGAACUCUAGCUACUUUGCAAUCUUCCAGGAAAGAGAUAAGGUAACAUCAAUUUUAAGCAAUCAAUUAGACCUGUCAAAAACUGACCGUUGUCCCACAGCCAUGAUCAUUAAUGCCUUGUUGACAUCAAGGCUGGGCAACUCUUAACACACAUUCUGUGGAUUUGCCUUUGAAAAUACUUUAGAAACUUGUCUGAAAUGUGGCAGUUAAAGUUUUAACUUCUUGUUGUUGCUAGGUUUUGUUUUUUUUAAAAGUAUACGGCUAUUUAUUUAUUUAGAGUAUAUUUAUUCUACCUUUUGGCUUUAAAAGACCCCAUGAUGCCUUUAAAAAAAAAAAUCACAUAUACUAUAUUUGCCAACACACCCAAUAAGACUCGAGACAAGUUAGAUGGGUAUCAGGUUAUAUUUAUUAAAAUAUAACAACUAGAGAAUAUUCAGAAUGAUUCAACCAAAUUAAUCAAAACCAAUGAUGUUCAGGCAGUGAGGUGGGUUGCUGAAGGUAUUUCAGCUUUCCCAUCUUCUGAGCCAGCUACCAGGCGCAUGCUGUGAUCACCCAGCAAGGCCUGAGGGAACUCCUCCCCCUCACUGCAUACUCCUUGGGUAAGGUAAAGGUAAAAGGUAAAUGACCCCUGGAUGGUUAAGUACAGUCAAUGGCAACUAUGGGUUGCGGCGCUCAUCUCGCUUCAGGCCGAGGGAGCCGGCAUUUGUCCAUAGACAGCUUUCCGGGUCAUGUGGGCAGCAUGACUAAACCGCUUCUGGAGUAACGCAACACCAUGACAGAAGCCAGAGCGCACGGAAACAUCAUUUACCUUCCCACCACAUCAGUACCUAUUUAUCUACUUGCACUGGCAUGCUUUCAAACUGCUAGGUUGGCAGGAGCUGGGAAAGAGCAACGGGAGCUCACCCUGUCACGCAGAUUCAAACUGCUGACCUUCCGAUCGGCAAGUCCAAGAGACUCCGUGGUUUGGACCACAGCGCCAUCUGCGUCCCUUGGGUAUAUGAACAUGACAUGCACACUGUGACCCUCUCAGUGUGGUGUGGUGGUUAAGAGCGGUGGACUCGUAAUCUGGUGAACCAGGUUCGCUUCCCCACUCCUCCAUAUGCAGCUGCUGAGUGACCUUGGGCUAGUCACACUUCUCUGAAGUCUCUCAGCCCCACUCACCUCACAGAGUGUUUGUUGUGGGGGAGGAAGGGAAAGGAGAAUGUUAGCCACUUUGAGACUCCUUCGGGUAGUGAUAAAGCGGGAUAUCAAAUCCAAACCUCCUCCUCCUCCUCCUCCUCCUCCUCCUCUUCUUCUUCUUCUUCUUCUUCUUCUUCUUCUUCUUCUUCUUCUUCUUCUUCUUCUUCUUUUCAGCCAGCGUUCACCCCAAUGCGCCUGACAGGCCCACACACUACUCUGCCUUCGAUAUUAGUCAGCUAUGGAGUGGGCUGAAAUAGCCUGUUCUCCACUUCUAUAGGGCACAUCAUCCCAUGUGGUUGCCCACAUGGCCCCUGUGGGAGAGUCCACCUCUCCUCAUCUUGUAGGGGAGGAGAGCGUGGCAAAUGCAUCCCCUCUCCAUAUUGAGAAGGAAUGGAAUUUUAUCAACCCCACUGGCUUUUCUGCUCAUUCUGAGCUUUCAGGGGCUUUAGACCAGGUUACUUGAAAGGGACUUUUAGAGAAGAGCUGUGGCUCAGUGGCAGAGGAUCUGCUUUGCAUGCAGAAGGUUCUGGGUUCAAUUCCUGGCAUCUCCCCAAAGAAUCCUAUAUGAAACCCUGGAGAGCUGUUUGCCAUUCAGUAUGGCUGAACCAGAUGCAUCAAAGGUAACUGAAGAUCUAAGGUAGGUUCCUAAGGACACUUCUCAUGUGCUCUUGCCCACUCACUCAGGUUGUUGGGGAGGCUCUGUUCUGUGCCUUAUCUCUGGAGGUGGUGUUGCCAGAAACAUGGGAUGUUCUUCCCUGCUGCAGUUUCAAAACUCUGGAAUUUCCUGCCUCAAGAGGUGAACUUAGCUCCUCCCCAAGUGACGUUCAGGCAGCAAGGAAAAAUAUGUUUGCCUUGGCAUGUCUGUGACUUGAAUAGCUCCUACAUUGUUUUCUUGGUGUCCCCGAUUAUUGGCAGCAAUCCUGGUUUGCUUACAUUUAAAAUAAAAUAAGAUGAUUGCAUGGUUUUUAACCUUCAUUGAUUACUUCCUUGAGUGCCUUAUUAUGAAAUGAAAAGGCAGCUUAAAGCCUUGCCGCAUGGCUUAUGUAACAGGAAGUCUUGCCAUGUGUUCUGGAGUGCUUUGAAAGCAUACGAACAAGCAUGAAGUCGGGGCUAAUCUGGUAGACAUCAUCUAUUUUGUUUUCCAAAAGCUUUGGGCAAAGUCCUUCCCUUAAAGCUCCUGAAUGAAUUUAGCAGUCAUGUGUUAAGACAAAAAGAUUUCCUUAUGCAUUGGUGACUGAUUAAACGAAGCAGAAGGAAGGUGCAAGCAGAAUGUGUUGCGAUGGCAUUUAUAUUGGGACUUCUGCUUUUAAAUUUAUUCAUAAAUGAUCUGGAAUCAGAUGUACAGUGAUGAUGGCUACAUUUGUGGAUUACACCAUACUACUCAAGAUUUUGAAAUCUCAGUCUGUGGUCAUGAGAUAGCAACUGAGUUCAGGAAGUGAAAAUUGAUUCAUACGGUUACCCCCCCCCAAAAAAAACCCACCCCUGAUCACAUAUACUAAUGAGCUCUGAAGAACUGGCAUUGAUUCACGAGGAACUACAUCUUGCAAUUGUGGACACAACAAUGACCACUCCCCACAUUAAAUGGGGGGUGCCCUUUGUGUGGUCGCGCGCAGCCCCUGGACCCUAUGUGGCACCAUUAGAACAGGCUUGGCUUCACCUCCCCCCAGGUGGGAUACCUGGAGGUCUACCUCAGUCAUUGUCCAAUCCUGCCUGGGGAAGCAUUGCCAAGGUGAUCAGGCCAGGUAGGGGGAGGGACCACCUGCCCACACAACAGAGGGAGGAUCUUACCUGGGAAUCGUCAGUUGGCUCCAGAGCUUCUCCCACCCUACCCACCCUCAGUUAAGACUUCUUUUGCAGGUUAACCUUUUCUCCACAGGUACGCGGGUGCUGCUACGUCAAGGUCACUGUUGAAGGGCCAGAAAGGAAUUCUCCUGCAUUGGCAGGUUUGCCUUUCCCAUAGCAAAACGCCACAACUUUGGCGAUAUCAGGCCUUGGGCGGAAUCCUUUAGUCUAUCUUCCCUGAAUGGGGGGUCGUGCAGUGGUGACCCACGCCCCCUUCCUCUUUGCGGCGGUGAUACCAGGGUUCCCCGUUAAAGGGGUUUUUGAGGGGAGGCUUUGGCCGUACGCCUAGAGGUCGCCAUUGCUCUCCCCUGCGACGGUGGCGUAAUGGGGACGGGCUCUCUCUGCUUGAACAUAUGUUCUCCAGAGCCAGCCCAUCCCCCCCUACUGGAUAACCCUGAUGUUCCUCAGAUCCCUGGCGGGGGACUGGGAGAGAUAAAUGCCCAAUGCCUGAGCCAAGGUCUACCCACAUCUAAAACAUAAUAUACUUGUGGCCAAUUUUAAUCCCAUAGCACAUUGUCUUGAGUCGUUAUUCCACACGGGGGCCUCCCAGGGUUUGAGGGACUCUGCCUGUCCAUGCAAUAGAAAGCUGUCUGGAGUAUUCUUGCUGGGUGAAGAUAUAUUUCUGAGUUUUGCUUGUUGAGACCAUUUUGAACUGUGCCUCAGGAAAUUAGCAAGACAUGUAUAGGCAAUUAAAAUGGGCACAUACCAAGGAUGAAUGCUGCUAAGAUUGUCUGCAUGUUUUGAAAGUAUCUCUGAAUUUCCAUACCAUGUUCUGGCCUAAGGAUAUGGUAUACACAACUUGCCUCAGAAAUUGUUAUUUGUAAAACUUUGAAAGACAUGGAAAGUUCUGUCGCCAUCGCUGUAAAUUCCUGUCAGCUUUUCCUUUUGUUUCUGUACUCCAAGGGCACUGAGGGUCUUGCAGCUGGAAGUUUGAUUCACCCAACAGAAAGGUUGCUUACUUCUAGGUGUACUUGGGUUUGUGCAGUGCAUUGCGCUAUGCAUACUGGUGGGAAUGUAGAAGUCGGGUUGGUUGCUUUGCGCUGAAAAUGAAUGGGAUCCUCAGAUAUGCAAAUCCUAGACUACCUGCCCCAUAUGCAAUGCACCCAGCAGACUCCAUAGAACGUUUCCACCUACCCCAAAUGUAAUGGUGAAGGGUCACUCAUUUGGGGUGAUUACAUAUACACCCACUCCCUACAGUGACCAACAAAGGUGUAUCCAGGGUCCCUUGCGCCUUUGACCACGAGCUGUAUCAGCACUCCUCCCAGUGAAAAAAAAUCACUUUACCACAAUAGUCACAUUAGAAUAACUACCGUAUUUUUCACUCCAUAAGACGCACCUGACCCUAAGAUGCUCCUAGUUUUUAGAGGGGGAAUGCAAGGGGGGAAAAUAUUAUUUAAAGGGAGUGCUGAGCAGAGCCUGUAUGCAUCCCUGAGGAGGAAAAAGCCCCCAAGAGCACACACACUCCGCACGGCUCUUGGGGGCUUUUCUGGGAGAUGGGGAAAGGGACAGAGCCAUGUGCUUUGUCCCUUCCCCCACCUCCCGCAAGAGCCGUGUGCUAAGCCAGAAGCCAGUACAGCAAGCAGGAUCGCUGUGCAGCGAUCCCUCUUGCUGUCCUGGCUUAUGGGAUAGCCGUACACAGCCUCUCCCGAGCAGCUGGAUGAAUGCUCCCCCAAGAGCCGUGCUCCCUUUAAAGAGUGCGCAGAGCAUGUGUGCAGCUCUUGGGGGCUUUUCCCCAAGGAGGGAGAAGGGCAGCCCUUCUCCCUCCUCGGGGAAAAGCCCCCAAGUGCUGCACACACGCUCCACACGGUUCUUUAAAGGGAGUGCUGAGCAGAGCCUCCCGCCUGCGUUCGCUCCAGAAGACUCACACACAUUCCCCUUUACUUUUUAGGAGGGGAAAAGUGCGUCUUAUAGAGCAAAAAAUAUGGUACAUUUUACAGGAUCCAAGUAUUCAAAGCAUCUGGUGUGAGAGUGAGGCAAGGAGGAAGGGUGGAAAAAUUCACACACUUUUGUCCUGUGGUGCGAGGAAGGUUCUCCCGCAUUUGAUCUCACUGCGACAGAAGCGGCACAUUGCAACAUACAUGGUCUGAUAGGUGAUUUUUGUGCCCCCUGGUUUCACCAACCCCUAGAUACACCUCUGGUGACCAACAAUAUGAAUGAGGAUGUGGUGAUCACUACAGCAGAAGUGAUGUGUAGACCAGGUAGCUGGUAACCCCUAAAGGAAGUGCAUUAGGGUUUGGUACAUGCCAUUUUGCAAGUGCAAAGGAUGUGGCAAUUUCUUAGCCCUUCUCCAGGUACUUGACAGACAUUCUUUCCAUUCUUGACCUGGUACUUUGACUUCCUCUCACACCGGUUUCAUGAUGCCAUGCUCUUUACCAAUCUUGGAGGGUCCUUUUCAAUGUAGAGUUGAAGAACUGUUCCAACUAGUUUUGCAGCAAGGGAACCGCUGAGAUUUGAGAGAGUUUGACUUCUCUUCUUGUGAAUUACCACAGACACACGUGCUUGUGCUCUCCCCCCCCCCGCACUCCCACAAUUCAAAGUGAGGUGCUUAAAAAUAUCAUCCUCCUUUCUGAAGCAACCAUGAUUUGAAACAGAGGUGCAGUUGGGUAAUAUUAGACUCUGGACUGCAUACAUGCCAUACAUUUUAAGCACAUUAUCCCUCUCAGCUUGUUUGGUCUGUCAUACAGAUGGCUCUUACUCAAUCGGGCCAGAAGAAUUUCCUGCGUGAAAUUCCAUGUUUGUUUCAGAUGAGAUUAUCUUUUCCAACUUGUCUCUGGAGAGAGCUCAGCACACCCACAUGACUACAAAUGUUGGGAAGGAAGCCACCCCUUUCAGAGUUUUGAUUUGUGCUGUUUUGAAGUUGGUGCAUAAUUGUUUGCUCUGCCCUAACAACUUCCUUGCCUACAACUCUGUAAACUGGUAAAACCCGUUUAAAGGAGAGGAGUGAAGCUCUUGCCACACAUCUGCUUGUGGGUUUCCACUUCAAUCCGGUAGGAUAUGGAUUAGACUUGCUUCUGUAGCUUUCCUUACGCAGCGAGAAGUGUACACUGGCAAGUUCGGUAUACACCAGGCAUUCCGUACAAUGGAACUACUCCACAGGGUGCUAAAUUUCAUGGUCUUCACCAUCAGCAAAUGUGCACACUUCCAUAAUGCCCAAAGCUGAUUUUAUAGAGGAGAAGAUCAGAAUGCAGCAACAGGUUUUUCUCUUCAACAGAGCUUCAAAAAGAGAGAUGUGGUAUGGCUGUUUUGAGCUCUCAUCGGACAUAAGGGUGUUUUGAGAUAUUAAUGAGUCUUUUGUAUUUCCAUUUAAGGAGUACUGUAGACUUUCCAGCCUUUUUAUAUUGAACUGUUGCCAGAAUAGACCCACACUCUAUUCUUCCAUGAAGGAUUACAGUAACAAGGGGCAAGGCAACUUUGGGGUGGAAUUUUCUGGAAAGAAGAUGUUUGAGACACUACAUGAGACACUACAGAGUUUUUGGACCUGAAAGGUGGUUGAUUCUCUUCUGUCCCAGGUUUGUGGAAUUAACUUUAUAAAGGCUAACAAUAACUGUCCAAUAUUUGAGAAAGGUUAAUGAGAAAAUUCUUUAGUAUUUAGAAAUGAGCUACUUAAUGUGCUGGUAUGAUCUGCCAUUGUAUACUAUUGUUUUCUUUUUUGAGGAAUGUACAUUUAUUUAUUAAAAGUAUUUGUAUAUCAUGAAACGUAUCAAAGUGGUUUACAACAUUAAAAAAGAUAAAAGCCAUACAAUGAAAGCAUUAAAAAAUGAUUUAAAAGCAGAAGAGUUAAAAACAAGCACCAUUAAACCAUUGUAGGAGAUUGCUUGCAUAGGUGCUGGUGGAAUAAAAAGGUUUUCAUCAGGCGUUUUAAAAGUUGGCACAGAAGACACGCACUGAAUCUUUAUUGGCAGAGUGUCUGGACCGAUGACACUAAAGACUCAGUUUCUCGUUGUUGUCAAAUGUGACUCACAAACUCAGGGAUGGACCAGUGAUGAUCCUGAAGAUGAUUUCAGUGAUCGUGCUGGGAUAUGGGAGUUCAGGUGAUUCCUGAGAUACUAUCCUAUGAGAUAGUAAGAAAAUACUUUUAAAGCACUGAUAAUUUUAGCAGAAGCUAGGAAUGGAGGCUAGAAAUAAUAUUUCAGACUGUUAGAAACAACCAUCUUUUUUUUAAAAAAAAAGUAAAGUGGGAGACUUGAGCAUCUUGGAUUUUCACAGCUUAGUUGAAAAUGCACUUUUUUUUUUUACAAUCUCACUGUUAGAUGACUGCAUUAUUAGAAUAACUUCAUUUCUAGCUGCCAUUGGUCAAAUAUAAAUAUUGCUCAGGAGAGGCUCUCCAUUCCUUCAGAGAGGCUUUUCGGGAUUUUUCUGUAGUAUCUUGCCAUUGGCUAAAGUUCAAAACUGGAAUGUGAAAAUCCUUCAUGGUCUUCCCCACAAUAACGAAUAGAAGUAAAGUAAAAUAAUAUAAUGCAAAAUUUGAGAUUGAAACCAGCAACAAAUAAAUAUGACAAUGUUUGAUCUAAAAUGGCAGGUGACAAAAGAGGAUCAUAGAUUAUCUUUAAUUUAAUAUUGAUGACAGCCAGGGCAAAGUUUCUAUACCUGUGGUUAAUUCUGCAUCGAUAGCUCCCAGCAAGAGUCAAAUUUUUCCUUUUUGUGAUUAUAACUGUUAGAUUCUAACGUCCUUGUAGAAGAGUAGUUCAAGCAAAACUGGAUGAAAGCAUUUAAUCAUAACUAUGGAAGAGAUAACAGCCUACUAAAUCUUCUGUGGGCAUUGCUUGGUGCCAAACAUACUGUGAGGCAGAGUGUGGCAGCUGCCUCAGGUAUCAAAUGUUGAAGAGAAAGGUGUGGACAGAGCUCUGUGUGUUAUGUGGCACCCUAAAUAAGCUUGCUAACCUCAGGUGCAGUGGAGGAUGCGGUCCUAGUGCCUUUGCAAAUAUAAGAUUCAGCUGCCAGUCCAGUCAACUUCUGCAUGUGGAAUGGAGAGGGGGACGCCAUCUUGUCUACUGCCCGAGGCAACAAACAUCUUGGCCCAGCCCUGACCUUACAAGCAGUGGCUAAUGAACUAUGGAAUCAUUAAAAUAUCCUUCUGUGAUUUUACAGCCUUAUAUUACAGGCUAGAGUCACAGUUACUUUACUAUGUGGGCCAGGGAAGUGGGAAAUUGCUUUGAUUUCUCACUUUUUAGGUGUGUUGUGGUUUAUGUGUUGUAGCUGUACCUUUUGCCUUAAGUGUCUGUGUAUUUUGGUCACUGAAUAAUAGAUUUGCAACGAUCUUAUUCCUUACACUUGAGGUUACUUCAUAUGCUUCAUUUUUUAAAUGUACCUGCUUAGCCUCUACCUGCUUAGCCUCUAUGAGGCCAGUGUGGUGUAGUGGUUAAGAGCGGUAGUCUCGCAAUCUGGUGAACCGGUUUCGCGUCUCCGCUCCUCCACAUGCAGCUGCUGGGUGACCUUGGGCCAGUCACACUUCUUUGAAGUCUCUCAGCCCCACUCACCUCACAGAGUGUUUGUUGUGGGGGAGGAAGGGAAAGGAGAAUAUGAGCCGCUUUGAGACUCCUUAAAGGGAAUGAAAGGCGGGAUAUCAAAUCCAAACUCUUCUUCUUCUUAUCUCAAAAUAUAAUGCAUGUUUGCAACUGUGUAUAUUAAUACUGGGAUGUGUGUUGUUGAGCUGGGAUUGGCUGCAAAUGCAUGUGUGGAAGUCAAUGACUCUCUCACAAGUUCCAGCCACUUUCUUCUGACCCAACCGUGUGGUGAUUCUGAUAAUCGCCUUGGGCUGAGACUCAUCUCCUCAUAAACAUAUCCAGCCAGGGAACAGGUGGCAUCUCUAUAUCUAGCAAGGCCUAGAUGUGGCCAGGCAAUGGUGCAGCAGUCAGGGUUGGACCUACAAUGGCCAAGUGAGGCAGACACCUCAGGGGAGGGGGAGGUGCUGGGCGCAUGGAGUAGCAAAGAGAGAUGUAAAGGCCAUGCUAAGCUAGCCUGUUGCCCUCAGGUGAAGUGGAGGAAGUGUUCUCCUUGGCGGCCUUAUUAGGAUUUUGUUUGUGGAAUGAGGGGUUGAGGAAACCAUCUUGUUUGACCUAGGCAGGUAGAUGGCUUGGACCAGCUGUGGGAACAGAAUGAGUUUUGUGUAUGUGCAUGAAAACUUAACAUUUGCUUGUUGGUGCAUGAACUAACAUGUUGUGUGCAUUCAAAGGGACAUGUUUCUCUGUAGCGAGCUAUUUGUGUUACUAGAGCACAAUGGUUAUUAAGGUAGCUGCACCUUACUGUGGAUGGUUAGCACCACAAAGGCUUCCCCAUUCUCCAUGUUGUAGGAGAAUGAUUUUCUGUUCAUAGAUGGAGAGAUGAAAAGCUUUUCCUUUUGGUUUCUGUUGCAUGAAGUGCUAAGAAACCUUUUCUUUUUUGAAGGCGGGAGAACAAAAAACUAGGAAAAAAACACAUUCUUGCAGCUGCUGGUACCAGUUACCAGUAAAAAUAAUAAUGAAAAUGUUUUGGGGUUACGUAUCAAGUUAAAAUGGCAUUAAUGAAUCUUCCUCUCUCUUUCCUUUCGUGUAGUAAAACAUGA
Messenger RNA from Podarcis lilfordi (Lilford's wall lizard), 37133 nucleotides. NCBI's taxonomy places the organism in Eukaryota, Metazoa, Chordata, Lepidosauria, Squamata, Lacertidae. The record is from the annotation of a GenBank genome assembly.